Messenger RNA from Sus scrofa (pig), 1976 nucleotides. RefSeq names its product aldolase, fructose-bisphosphate B (gene ALDOB). Gene Ontology annotation, molecular function: fructose-bisphosphate aldolase activity. Lineage: Eukaryota; Metazoa; Chordata; Mammalia; Artiodactyla; Suidae. Gene Ontology annotation, biological process: glycolytic process. The record is from RefSeq and is a predicted model, not a curated record.
UUUUUUUUUUUUUUUUAAAAAAAAAAAAAAAAAAAAAAAGCUCUGAUGAGUAGCCUAUAAAAACUGCGUGUUGCCCAAGAUUCAUCCUAUUUGGCAGCUGCUGCCUUAUCCACAGCUUCUGAGAUCUAGGAGGACUCUCCUUUCCCAAACUACUUAUCACCAUGGCCCAUCAAUUUCCAGCUCUCACCCCAGAACAGAGGAAGGAGCUCUCAGAAAUUGCCCAGCGCAUUGUUGCCAAUGGGAAGGGGAUUCUGGCUGCAGAUGAGUCUGUGGGCACCAUGGGGAACCGCCUGCAGAGGAUCAAGGUGGAGAACACAGAAGAGAACCGCCGGCAGUUCCGAGAAAUCCUCUUCACUGUGGACAACUCCAUCAACCAGAGCAUCGGGGGUGUGAUCCUUUUCCACGAGACUCUCUACCAGAAGGACAGCCAGGGAAAGCUGUUCAGAGACAUCCUCAAGGAAAAGGGGAUCGUGCUGGGAAUCAAGUUAGACCAAGGAGGAGCUCCCCUUGCAGGAACAAACAAAGAAACUACCAUUCAAGGGCUUGAUGGCCUUUCUGAACGCUGUGCUCAGUAUAAGAAAGAUGGUGUUGACUUUGGGAAGUGGCGUGCGGUGCUGAGAAUUGACAAGCAGUGUCCAUCCCACCUUGCUAUCCAGGAAAAUGCCAAUGCCCUGGCCCGCUAUGCCAGCAUCUGUCAGCAGAAUGGGCUGGUACCCAUUGUUGAACCAGAGGUAAUUCCUGAUGGAGACCAUGACAUGGAACACUGCCAGUAUGUUACUGAGAAGGUCCUGGCUGCUGUCUACAAGGCUCUGAAUGACCAUCAUGUUUAUUUGGAGGGCACUCUGUUGAAGCCCAACAUGGUGACUGCUGGACAUGCCUGCACCAAGAAGUAUACUCCAGAGCAAGUGGCAAUGGCCACCGUCACAGCCCUGUACCGUACUGUUCCUGCAGCUGUUCCUGGCAUCUGCUUUUUAUCCGGUGGCAUGAGUGAAGAAGAUGCUACUCUCAACCUCAAUGCUAUCAACCUUUGUCCUCUACCAAAGCCCUGGAAACUAAGUUUCUCUUAUGGACGGGCCCUGCAGGCCAGUGCACUGGCUGCCUGGGGUGGCAAGGCUGCAAACAAGAAGGCAACCCAGGAGGCUUUUAUGAAGCGGGCUCUGGCUAACUGCCAGGCAGCCAAAGGACAGUAUGUUCACACGGGCUCUUCUGGUGCUGCUUCCACUCAGUCGCUCUUCACAGCCUGCUAUACCUACUAGAACCUGAGGCCAACCAGCCUCUCUCUCAGGCUUGUAGGUAUCUUGGUAGGAGGGCUGAAAGGGAACAACAGCCUUUCAGCUGAACCUGGACAGUAGCUAAAAUUAGACUGGAACUACUGGAAACACAAUGCAUGUUAAGUUCUUAGACACAAAGAAAAAAAAAUCAGUUAUUGAAACAUAGAUCUGGAUAUCAAGAAUCUGAUGAAAUUUCACACAGUGGUUUCCCUACAACACUUCCAACUCUCCAUGCCCCAGAGCAUCCAUCUAAGAACAGACUUUAAAACAAAAUAAGCUCUCCAUCCAAAUAACCAAUGAAAUACCUCUUAAGCUGAGUGCAGAGAAGUGUGUCUCAUUAAGCAAUUUUAGCAGUAGGUUAUGAAGGAGACAGCUGCAACCAAAAAAGAAAUAAAAUGUUCUACAAGCAUUCAGUUUGUAUUAGGUUUUACUUUCUGCUCUUGCUUUAAAAAUGCUUAAUAUAUUCCAUUACCUUUGACUCUACUAGGCAUACCUGACGUUAGUGGUCUAUCCUCAACUUUGGUUACUCCUUGGAAUAACCUGGCAAAAUUUAAAAACACGGAUGCUCACACUCUAGCCAAGUCUUAGAACUACCAAGGUUGAGGUCUUUUAGAAAUGAAAGCCAUUCAAAAUAUGAAGCAAGCUACAAUGUAAAAUGAUUUCAAACAACAUGUGGAGUAUAAUAAAAAAUCACUGUGACUUUGA